CUUCGCGCACACCGGUAGUGUGAGGUGUAUCUGACCGGGGUCUGGAUACUUCUGCAUAAAAUCAAACGUUCUUGCAUGUACUCUAAUAGUAUUUUGUAUCGAUUCGUAUCCACGGGGCGUCUGUGGGUCGUGGGAGAGGGCGUUGAGGGUUGUGAGCGGCAUUAUCGUGAAAUUGUUCGUCUCACCUGAGUCUUGGUCAGGCCAGGCAAAGUGCGGUUGAGAUGGACAGCGAAGGGAGGAAAGUGGUCGUGUGCGACAAUGGGACCGGGUUUGUCAAGUGCGGCUUUGCGGGCGACAACUUUCCCGCGCACAUCUUCCCCGCCAUGGUCGGGCGGCCCACCAUUCGGUCCUCCACCAAAGUGGGCAACAUCGAGAUCAAGGACCUGAUGGUGGGGGAGGAGGCGAGUGAGCUGCGGCAGCUGCUGGAGGUGUCCUACCCCAUGGAGAACGGCAUGGUGCGCUCCUGGGACGACAUGCUCCACCUGUGGGACCACACCUUCGGCCCCGACCGCCUCGACGUCAGCCCGCCCGACUGCAAGAUUCUGCUGACAGAACCUCCCAUGAACCCACUGAAGAACAGGCAAAAGAUCGCAGAGGUCAUGUUCGAGACGUACCAGUUUCACGGCAUCUACGUCGCCAUCCAGGCCGUGCUCACUCUCUACGCACAAGGGCUGUUGACGGGGGUGGUGGUGGACUCUGGAGACGGAGUCACACACAUCUGUCCCGUGUACGAGGGCUUCUCACUGCCCCACCUCACACGCAGACUGGACAUCGCCGGACGGGACAUCACACGCUACCUCAUUAAGCUGUUGCUGCUGAGGGGCUAUGCCUUCAACCACUCUGCGGACUUUGAGACGGUGCGCAUGCUGAAGGAGAAGCUGUGCUUCGUGGGCUACAACAUCGAGCAGGAGAAGAGGCUCGCCGAAGAGACCACCAUCCUGGUGGAGUCUUACACGCUCCCUGACGGGCGUGCGGUGCUGGUGGGUGGUGAGCGUUUUGGGGCUCCCGAGGCUCUGUUCCAGCCGCACCUCAUCAACGUGGAGGGAGUGGGCGUGGCCGAGCUGCUCUUCAACACCAUCCAGGCUGCCGACAUCGACACCAGGUCAGACUUCUACAAGCACAUCGUGUUGUCGGGCGGCAGCACCAUGUACCCCGGCCUGCCUUCCCGUCUGGAGCGGGAGAUUAAGCAGCUCUAUCUGGAGCGAUGCCUCAAGGGAGACACCAAGGCCUUAUCUAGGUUCAAGAUCCGCAUCGAGGACCCUCCCCGCCGCAAGCACAUGGUGUUCAUGGGCGGCGCCGUGCUGGCACACAUCAUGAAGGACAAGGACUCCUUCUGGCUCAGCCGGGCCGAGUACCUGGAGAAGGGCAGCAACGCGCUGGAGAAGCUGGGGGGCAAAACCUACUAGAGGCAGAAGGAGAGAAGGAGGGAUGGAUGGAUGGAGGGAGGGAUGGAUGGAUGGAUGGAGGGAUGGACAGAUACUGAUAGAUUCUUAGGGACAGAUUCUGAUUCUGUAUUUUAGAUGGAUGUGCUCUAUUUACUGUAUCUAUCUACGCCUGAGCAUCUAUCAGAUAGAAAGAUAGAUAUAGAUGCAGUAGAUAGGCAGAUGCUAUAGGAUGUAGAUAGAUAUAUAGAUAGAUAGAUGCUAGAAUAUAGAUAGGUAGAUAGAUAGAUAGAUAGAUAGAUAGAUGCUAGAAUAUAGAUAGACAUAGAUAGAUAGAUAGAUAGAUGCUAGUAUGCAGAUAGAUAGAUAGAUAGAUAUAGUAGAGUAGAGUCGAGUAGAGUAGAGCAGGGGAAAGUAGAUCGUAGUGUAAUUUUCAGAGUGAUGUGACCUUAUGGAGCAGAAUAGUAGAGAACCAAGACUGUGCCAAGAGUAUGUGUUUCUCUUUUCUUUUGUAACUUCCUCAGGUGCCUCUUUUACUGCUCUACGGUCAUGUUGACCGUCCAGGAGUGCAGAGAUAUGAAAUGUUUCAUAUCCUGCGAUGCUGAGCACAAUCCUGUAUCACUACAUAAAACGCUUAAAGGCACAGACAGGGAUUUUGCAAUAAGUCGUAUUUGUUUGUGUUUUUGUUUGUGUUUUUGUUUGUGUUUACAUUCAUUUGCAGAGGCUUUUGUGCAAAAAAACCCAUUCAUUAUAUUUUAACCAAGGACCAAACGAAACCAUCUCUGUGAGGGAAUUAUUGCUGGAUGAACAAAAAAAAAGGUUAUAAUCUAGAAAUCGUGGAAAAUCUGUGACCGUGCCUUUAAUAUAAAACACAAUGGUGAUUGAUAUGAUAAUAUUUGUGUUUCUGAAUGAUAAAAUGAUCUCAAAAUAAUAAAGAUUCAUGUUAA
This is a messenger RNA of Sardina pilchardus (European sardine), 2329 nucleotides long. RefSeq lists its product as uncharacterized. Gene Ontology annotation, molecular function: actin filament binding. Gene Ontology annotation, cellular component: actin cortical patch; Arp2/3 protein complex. The transcript has 9 exons. The coding region runs from base 222 to 1406 and encodes 394 amino acids. NCBI's taxonomy places the organism in Eukaryota, Metazoa, Chordata, Actinopteri, Clupeiformes, Clupeidae. Gene Ontology annotation, biological process: Arp2/3 complex-mediated actin nucleation. The record is from RefSeq and is a predicted model, not a curated record.